Messenger RNA from Bursaphelenchus xylophilus (pine wood nematode), 4334 nucleotides. NCBI's taxonomy places the organism in Eukaryota, Metazoa, Nematoda, Chromadorea, Rhabditida, Aphelenchoididae. The record is from the annotation of a GenBank genome assembly.
AUGGCCUGUAUACGCAAACAUUCACUCCAGAUCCCCCUCUCCAAGGACGAGUUGGACUGGUCGGUGGUUUAUCACAUGUUUCUAUUGUUUUACGCCUCUUAAAACGAUUCCAUUUCAGUAUGAGGGACUCCUCUUAUCAACAAUCCGCUUCUGGUUUCGAUGAUUCCUCCUCGAGUAAGUGAGUGUUUGUUUAUUGUAAGUAACGAGAACUAACUAACUGAAAAACGCGUGAAUUAUUUCAGAUAUCCCUCUGAGUGGGCGAGGAAUUAAAUCCGAGACCCGCGCUUCCUCAAAUUUGCUCAAAACUGCGCUUGCUAAUCGCAUUCAACCCAGGCUUCCACAAUCAGAUCAACAAUUAAAAGACAGAUCCUUCAAUGGCGUGGAGACUUACUUGAGAUCCCAACAACCCAAUGGAUUUUUGCAGGUAACAACCAUUCGAGCGCAGCAGAAGCGGAGAUGCGCUUUAAUAAUUCAAACUAUCUUAAGUUAAAAUUACAGGGUAACCGACGCCAGAUCACAACCCCACAGCGGGAAAGUAGACUUCCCCCUCCAUCUGCCAUCUCUUACAACCUAUCACGGGUAUCUAGAACAACAUCAGAGAGUGCUGUUCCAAUCUCCUCAAUCCUCGAACGAAGAGAUUCUUCUCAAAGUGACAGCAGUCGAGGCUCCAAUGUUCCGAAAAGUGUGACAUUCAAUGACAAAGUAAGCAUUAUCAGAAUAAAACAAUGAUUCAGGUGGAAAUAAAUGAAAUCGAAAGAAAGUACGACGAUGAGGGAAUGGACUCCAUCAACCCUCAUUUCGAAUUCAUCAACGAAACCCUUCUCAACAACGGCGGGAAAAUGCAAACGGAGAAAAACAACGAGAGCCUCAACCCAAUGAGAAACCUCCUGCAACCAAUCAGAGAAGGGCUCCGAAGUUCUCCAUCGCUAAAUCUGGAUCUAGUCUACGAUGAAACAAGAGAAAGACCGGACUGGAUGAGUGACGAGGAGUGGAUGAUGCUCCAAUCGAUGUAUGUGCCGAGCAGAGAGACCUCCAAAGAUCCCUCUCCUCCACUUCGACUACCAACUGUUGAGGAUUAUCCGAAACAAGAAGUUGCCGAUGAAUUAGCAGCGCCCAGUCCCCCGCCUUUACCUGAUCCAUCCACAUUUAUUCCGAUUCCAUUGAAAGUCGAGGAAGACCAAGUUGAUUUGGAUCCGGCAAACAAUUCGUCUGGAGGACGACUUGUGAAUGAGGAAAGGAAGUGUUUUGAAGAUCGAGAAAUUCAAGCAAAGCCUCCAGCCAACCAGAUAUUGAACUUGGACUCGCUUCCAGUCUCCUUGGCUUUUUCGAAUCCAACAAUUUCACAGUAAGUUAUUCAUAUAAAUUCAUAAUAUAAAAGCAAGGGCACCUACUGGCUAGGUACUAGGGUUGUUAAGUUGCCAACUCAGUCACGUUGUCAAACUGCCGUCAUUUCCGUCAUGUCAAAUUGUUCUGUCAUUUCGUUUGUCAAAUUGAACUUUUUUGGAAGUUUUUUGCAGAUUUUUGCUAUUAUAAAAAACUUUAGGAACUAAAUUGCUCCUUCUUGUCAAAAUGACCGAUGAAAAAAAACUAGUUACGAUUAAUAUUAACGGUAUUCAUCAUGAUCUCGCCUUUAAAAGCUUCUCGAGGUGAAACUACAGGAAAACCAAAAUUUGAGGAUUUUUUGGAAGCUAUAGAAAAUCGGAAUAGUUCCGUUUUUUCGGAUUUUUGCGUUAGUGCACGCACAAAAAGCAAAAAUAUCCGGAGAAUUUUAUCCUAUGUUCGUCAGUAUGCAGCAAAGCGUACUGUAUGGAAUUUUCAUAAGUAUAGUACUGCAGGGAGUACUGCAAUUUUUAGCCUCAUUUUAUAAAGACGGCCGCGGUUAUGAUCAAUUGUUCGCGUCCCGACAUUUCGGGUCAGGGACAACUCGGGUCGCGACAAUUCGGGUCAACGACAACUCGGGUCAACGACACCUCGGGUCAACGACACUUCGGGUCAACGAUGCCGUUUAAUAUUUUCGCUUCGGGACUUGGAAAAAAGAAUUUUUUGGAGAGUUUGAACAAAUUUUUGAAAUGUUUUCGCUUCCGGACGUGGGAAAAGGAUUUUUUUGUUCUGAAUGUUACAAUUUUAUUUUUUAUAAGGUACGAAUGUUAUUUCUUUAAUUUUUUAGAUAAAUAGUUAUUUUAGGGGUAACUGAGGUUAUUUUAAAAUUUUUUGGGAAAAUGGUGUUUAUAAGCGACGAGCAAAUAAAAAAAUCGUUAUGUGCAUACAAUCAUUACGACUAUCUUCUUACUCCACUCUCUGGCACUGUCUGCGUUUAAAUCCCGUGCUUCCAGUUAAAAACAUAGACAAUGGAUACGAUUUUCUUAUUUGCUCGUCGCUUAUACACUAUUUCCCUAAAAAAUUUAAAAAAUAAACCUCAAUUCUCCAAAAAAUUCUUUUUCCCAAGUUCCAAAGCGAAAAUAUUAAACGGCAUCGUUGACCCGAAGUGUCGUUGACCCGAGUUGUCCCUGACCCGAAAUGUCGUAGCGCCCAAUUGUUUAGAGACUAUUCCCAAGUGAUUUUUUAAAGGCAUUACUGGCAUACUCCACAUCGCAUGGUAGUAAAGUCUUGUGUAGAUGGUAAAAAGUAUAACGUCCUUGUGGUCCGUAAUAGUGUUUUAAAAUAACUGAACCAUGCCGCUUGCUCAAAGUGACCGGGAAAACUUUAGUUAUUUUAGGUGAUCAGAAAGUUCUGCCCAUCAAUUUUUCGAAAAUUUUCAUAACUCGCCUAAGGAUAGAGAUAGGGCCAACCACUUUGCGGGCAAAUUUUUUGCGGGCAGCCACUUUGCGGGCAGCCGACAUUUGCGGCCAGCACCGGCAUUGCGGGCAGCCUGGGAUAUUGUUUUUUCCUGUUGCCCGCAAAUGUCGGCUGCCCGCAAGUGUCGGUUGCCCGCAAAUGUCCCAGGCUGCCCGCAAAUGUGACCCCCCUUUUUUUGCCCGCAAAGUGGUUGCCCGCAAACUGGUUGCCCGCAAGUGUCGCGACGCCGUGGAAAAUGGACAGAGUGAAAUUGGACAGAAAAGAAAUAAAUAAAAAUAGUGACAUUUCGUACGAUUGCAGUGAAAGAAAUCCGUCCAAUUUCUACACUUCGUCCAAUUUGUUUCUGUCCAAUUUCACUCUGUCCAAUUUCCCCGAAGCCAGAAUAUCCAUUUUUCUUUUUGAACAUAAAAAAUCAAUAAAAUGCGUAGAAAUCCGCCUUAUUUUUCAGAAGGUCCCCGAUGUCUCCUCAAACUUCUCGAUCUCCGUUGGGAUUUUCGAAAGUCGGUGUUCAGAAUUCGAAUUCAGAAAAUGAUGCCCUUUCCUGCGCCCAACAACUCCCCCAACCCCCACUCAGGAGUUCAUCUUCUCCUCUAAGAUCUCCCCAAAUGUCUUCACUCAAGUCGACACUUACAAAGCCUUCCGCCCCAUCUUUGCCGAGGUCUCCAUCAACAAACUCAUCAGUUACACCACCUUCAUCCAAAAUAUUUGCAUCAAGGGCCUUUUCUCCUGCCAAUCGUGCCUUUAGUGCCUCAAGAUCUUCUCCGUCAUCACCCACAAGAGAAGUUCAUCAGCAACCACUAUCUCGACAAAUGCCUGGUUCAUUGAAUCGACUGGAAACACAAGAUUCAGCCUUCUUAUCCAAUACGCGGCAGACCCGCUAUCUUGGAACUAAUCAGAAUAUGUUGGUUUAUCCUCAUUCUGAAGGGCCAUCAACGUCGCAGAACUUACUUAAAAAUUCAACAAACUCAUCCAACAUCAACACUUUGAAUUCCCAUUCUUACCAGUCGAUAGAUUCCAGUAACGAUCCAGUGAAUCGGACAACAACGUCACCUUCUAGUCUGUCCGUCAGCCCAACUGGAAGGUAUAACUCGUUAAAUUCACCGACAAGGAGUUUGCCAAACUCAAAGGACCCCAUUGGCUCGGGUCACGAGCAAAGAAGUUCCCCUUUGUCCAUCAAUGCAAUCAACAGUCCAUCGACGAAUUCCUCUCCGGUCCGUCGACCCACCCAUCUUCCUCCGAUGCCAAAACCAGUUGGAAUGACCAGACCAGCCCAGUCCAAGCCCAAACUGAAGUCUCCUCUCGAUUUGGCCACCUCAUUUUACGAUAAUGUUGAUGCGGAGCAACAGAUUCAGUUCCAGCAUAAAUUUCUUCAGCAAUUUGGCCGUCAUCCAGCUCCGAUUGCAAGUCCAGAAGAAGCCGCUAGAUUGAAUCGCAAGAAUUCUUUAGAUUCAAACUUCUCUUCGGAUUCUCGGGAGUCGGUGGUUUCGGCGACAUCCCUCAAGGCCGAAGCCAGAAUCCGUCGAUUCUUUAAUUAUUGA